AUGAAUAAAAUAUUCCAACAUAAACAUCAAAAAUUAAUUUUACAAUGUUAUCCAGCUGGUAAAGCUACUGAUAAAAAACCCAAUUCUUCUGAAUUAAGUUAUUUAUUAUAUUAUGCAUCAACAAGAAGAAUUAAAUUAGAAAAAGUUAUUCAUUUUAUAAAAGAAAAAACUCAACAUGAUGCUGCAAGAAAUAGAACUGGUAAUUUACAAGUUACUUUAGCUAUAAUAAAAGAAUUAAUUGAAAAAUGUAAAGAAAAUUUAAAUGUUUUUGCUCCUCAAGUUUGUACAAUUAUGAAAAUUUGUUUAGAUACAAAAGACAUUUCAGUUUGUAAAAAUGUUGUAAAAACUUAUGAAGUAUUAUGUAAAAAUUUAGAUGGUGCAUUAUUUAGUGGUGAUAAAGAAUUUGUUCAAGAAUUUACUGAUUUAUCACAACAAUUAAUAAAUACUGGUAAGGAAAAAAAUAUUAAUCAAAAUCAAUUAGAUUGGCAAAUGAUUUCAAUAAAAGCAAUAAAUUCAAUAUCAAAUUGUUUAGGUUAUUCAAAUAAUACAAGUAAAAAAUUUAUUGCUAUAUCAAUACCAUUUUUAAUUCAAAUUAUAAUGCAUAAUAAUAAUAUAAGUAGUUUAGUUUCAAAAUUAAAAUCAAAUAUUAAUGUUGAAUCUGAUGGGAAAAGAUUAUCAAGAGUUCAACUGCAAAAAUCUCAAACUAUUGUUCAUCAACAAAUUGAUGAUGAUUUUGAUAAUGAUAAUUUAACUAUAACUGAUGUUAAUGAAGAAGCAAUGAUUGCUUUAAAAUCAUUUUUUAAUAAUAAUACAACUGCUCAAAUUUCUGAAGUUACAAGAGCUGUUGUUCAACAUAUUUAUUCAACAAAUCUUAAUUUAGAUUGGGGUAUUGUUUUAUUAGAGCUUUGUGUUACUUGGAUACCAAUUCAAUUAAGAUUUGUAAGUUCAUCAACUUUAUUAUCAACUUUAAAUCGUAUGAAUGUUGAAGGACCAAGUAAAUCAAAUUAUAAUUUACAAUUAACUUAUGCAAAAUAUUUAUUAGGUUUAUUAUCUUCUGGAGUUAAUAUGAUUGGUUUAUCAAUAUCAGAUAUUAUUCAACAAUUAUUAAAUUUACAAACUGAUUUAAUUUUAAAACCAAGUGAUUUAAGUAAAUCUGAAAUUGACAUUUUAACAAAUAUUUAUUCAGAUUGUAUAUGUAAUGUUACAACUCAUAUUUAUUAUUAUGAUCAAGUACCAGAUUCAAUUCAAGAAAUAUUAGUUAAAACAGAUUAUGUAUUAGAUAAUUCAUUUGUUGAUAAUUCAAAUCAAACUACAUCAGGUGAAAGAAUUCAUGAUUUAAUUAUACAAUUUUUAGAUAAUAUUUCCAAAAUUUUUUUAAUUUUAAAAAAUAAAACAAGUUCAAUAAAUCGUAAUCAUGUUAAUUUAGAACAUUGGGAUAUUAGUUUAGGUUUAUUAGCUCCAGAAAGUGAAUUUGAUGAUGGUAGAAAAACUGUUUUAACAAUUCAACAAAUUCAUGAUAUUCAAGCAAAAUAUUUAAAAGUAUUUGAUGAAUUUUUAAAUAAUGAAUUAGCAAUUGCUUCAAAAACUGCUUAUGAAGUUACAAAACAACAAUCAAGAUUAGAUCCAGGUUCACAAUUUAAUAACAACAACAAUAAAAUAUCAGAUGAUUUAAAAACAAAUAGUAAAAAUUUAAUUGAACCUGAUGUUAAUCAAUAUAUUACUCAACAACAAAAUUUUAUAUCACAUUUAUUAAUGUAUACAGAUAAAUUUUUUGAUAUUUAUGAAUCUCCAAAUACUGAAUUAGUUUUAUUAUUAGUAACUGUAUUAAAAGAUAUGAUUACCAUUUUAGGAUUAAAUUUUACAAGUAAUUUUAUACCAUUUUUCCAUCAUUGGGUAUUAAAAUUAAAUAAAACAAAUGAAUUUAAUCAAUCACAAAUGUAUAAAGAUACAAUUGCUCAUAUAAUAUUAUAUUAUAUUUUGAAGAAUCUUGAUCAACAAUAUUCAGAAGAUUUAGAUAAUUAUUGUAAAAAUUCAAAAUUAUUUAAACAAAUAUUGGAUGGUAUUGGAUAUAGAAAACAAUAUAAAUUAUGGAUUCAUGGAUUAGAUUCUCAAUCAUCAGAUUUAGAAUCAUUUUUUAAAAAUGGUAGAAUUAUCCCUAAAGAUAAUUUUGGAAAAGAUUUAAAAAUUAAAAUUCAAAAAGAAAAUAUUGAAGAAUUUGCUUGUGGUAAUAAUUUCUUAAUUGUUUGGUUACAUCCUCAAAAACCUUUAUUAACUGAUAUUGAAAAAUCUCAAAUUUCAACUCAUAUGAGUACUUUUAAUAAUGAUUCAAGAAAUACUUAUAAUAAUAAUGCUCAUAUGAAUUUUGAAAUGAAUAAUGAAAAUGAUGAAUUUGAAAGUGGUCCUCCAACAAGUGAUCAUUUUAUACCUCAAAAUUUUAUAAAUAGAACAGGAUUAUCAUCAGAUGUAGUAUCAUCAGAUUCAGAAAAAGGGUUAUAUACUGGUUUAGGAUUAGGUACAACAGCAGAUAUAAAUUCAAUUCAUCAAGAAAUUUUACAAUUUAGUCAACAUUUUCAAGAAAGAGGAUUACCUCAUGCUAAUUCUUAUUUAGUUUCAAAUUAUACUACAACUAUUGGAGAUUCUCAUUAUGAUGAUACAAAUGGUUCAAUAUAUACUUAUAAUUCAAAAGUUUUAAAUCAUCCAAGAAUUUCAGAUUUAAAAGAUUCAAUAAGUUUUAAUAAUCAAAAAUUUAAAACUGGUAACGUUUCCAAUGGUAAUGGUAAUGGUCAUUCAAUUAUGACAUCAAGACAAAUGGAAAAUACUGUUUCAAAUGAUUCAAUAUUAAAUAAAAAUUUAUUAUCUACUGAUGUUGAUUCUAUAUUAGGUGGAUUAGAUAGUGAUGAUGAUGUUGCAUUUAUUGUUUAA
Lodderomyces pseudojiufengensis is the source of this 2922-nucleotide messenger RNA. RefSeq lists its product as uncharacterized. The transcript has a single exon. Gene Ontology annotation, cellular component: plasma membrane. The coding region runs from base 1 to 2922 and encodes 973 amino acids. Lineage: Eukaryota; Fungi; Ascomycota; Pichiomycetes; Serinales; Debaryomycetaceae. The record is from RefSeq and is a predicted model, not a curated record. Gene Ontology annotation, biological process: protein localization to plasma membrane.